AGGCACAGUCAUGGUUGAAAAGGCUUUUGUUUUCUCAUGCUGAAUGUUUUCAGAUUCAAACCUUUUGGUUUGUUUUCUUUUCCUAUAUUUUCUCGGCAACCAAACAGCACAUACAAUACACCACCUAUACAUAUAUAUCUCGAUAUAGAUCAACACAGUAAUGUUGGGUGUUGUAAGGCGAAGAGUUGGUUCCCGCAGCUCUGCUUCGUUUUUGGGGCAGUCAUUGCAGGCGAGUCGGCCUGUGGGGUCUACUUCUAGAGUUUCCUCCCUUGCAGACAAAAAGAUUUUACUUCAAACGAGAGGAGUUGGACAUGUACGGGAUUUUUGUCACUGCAUUUUACCUGGUGGCUCGGUUAGUUUAAGGCCAAUGAGGGAAGUUGCCGGUAUUCAGCAAGAAGCAACAAUGCAAAUGCAGAGCAGGCCGUUUUCUUCAGACAAUGGUGAUUUGGUUGAUGCUGUUGUCCCUUUCAUGGGUGAAUCCAUUACUGAUGGCACUCUGGCAAAUUUUUUGAAGAAUCCUGGUGACAGGGUAGAAGUUGAUGAGCCAAUUGCUCAAAUCGAAACAGAUAAGGUGACAAUUGAUGUUGCUAGUCCUGAAGCAGGUGUGAUCCAAAAGUUUGUAGCCAAGGAAGGAGAUACUGUGGAACCAGGUACCAAAAUUGCUGUGAUUUCAAAGUCCGCUGAAGGCGUAGCUCAUGUUGCUCCAUCUGAGAAGGCAUCAGAGAAAGCAGCUUCCCUGCCAUCUCCUCCUGCUGAGAAGAUUGUGGAGAAGCAAAAGCCUAAAGUGGAAACUGCUCCUAUUACUGAGAAGCCUAAAGCACCUUCUCCACAACCUCCCAAACGCUCAGCUACAGAACCUCAGCUUCCCCCUAAAGAAAGGGAAAGACGAGUUCCUAUGACAAGACUUCGGAAACGGGUUGCUACACGAUUGAAAGAUUCUCAAAACACAUUUGCAUUGUUAACAACAUUCAAUGAGGUUGAUAUGACAAAUUUGAUGAAGCUCCGUUCUGAUUACAAGGAUGCUUUUGUCGAAAAGCAUGGAGUCAAGUUGGGACUUAUGUCGGGAUUUGUGAAAGCUGCUGUCAGUGGACUCCAAAAUCAGCCUAUUAUAAAUGCGGUCAUUGAUGGGGAUGAUAUCAUCUAUCGAGAUUAUAUAGAUAUUAGUAUAGCCGUUGGUACACCAAAGGGCCUUGUUGUGCCAGUUAUCCGCAAUGCUGAAAAAAUGAAUUUUGCUGAGAUUGAGAAAGAGAUCAACACGCUAGCAAAGAAGGCAAAUGAUGGAUCUAUAUCCAUUGAUGAGAUGGCUGGAGGUUCAUUUACAAUAUCUAAUGGUGGUGUUUAUGGAAGCCUUUUGAGUACCCCCAUCAUUAAUCCGCCUCAGUCAGCGAUAUUGGGUAUGCACUCGAUAGUGACCCGUCCCAUGGUUGUUGGAGGCAACAUAGUCCCAAGGCCAAUGAUGUACAUAGCUCUAACCUAUGAUCAUAGGUUGAUUGAUGGAAGAGAGGCAGUUUUUUUCUUGCGACGCAUCAAAGAUGUUGUAGAGGACCCUCGUAGGCUUCUCCUUGACAUAUGAGGACUAUACUGCAGCUGGUAUGUGAUUGUGGUUUUUCUGGUAUACCUGGAAUUGGAUAUACUUUUGAGUGUAUUGAACCAAAAAUAAAUGUCUUGCAAUUCUAGUUUUAUAGGGUUUCAUUAGUUAGUUUAACCCUUUAGCGGGUUCUAAAUAUGCGGCUUGAUAUGAUUGAUUUUGAAAUGAGAGAAGCAUUUUCUAUUCUAUUUCAUGUUGGACAGGGAUACUAAGUUCUGGUCAAAAGUUUGUAUUUUAAGGAAUUAUAUUUUAAAGAAUCAUCCUUCAAAUAA
Molecule: messenger RNA, 1860 nt
Organism: Alnus glutinosa
Lineage: Eukaryota; Viridiplantae; Streptophyta; Magnoliopsida; Fagales; Betulaceae
Product: dihydrolipoyllysine-residue succinyltransferase component of 2-oxoglutarate dehydrogenase complex 2, mitochondrial
Exons: 15
Coding region: 161-1573 (470 amino acids)
Biological process (GO): tricarboxylic acid cycle
Cellular component (GO): oxoglutarate dehydrogenase complex
Molecular function (GO): dihydrolipoyllysine-residue succinyltransferase activity
Source: RefSeq, a predicted model, not a curated record